AUGGUUUUCUUCCCGCCUCGCAGCUUCCCGCCGCUGCCCCUGAUCCCAGAUGACGUCGCAAUCUGCGAUUUCAUGCUGGACGAGCAGCAUGGAAGGUCUGCCUUCAGCAACUCACAGAAUCCCUUUACCUGUGGUCUCAGUGGGAAAUCAUACUCAUGGCUGGAAGUAAGGGACCGAGUCGACUAUCUCGCGCGUGCUCUUGCCCAAGAGUUCAAUUGGCAUCCUAACCGCGGGUCAGAGUGGGACAAGGUCGCUGCAUGUUUUCUUGUAAACACUAUUGAUAAUCUAUCUCUGUACUGGGCUCUCCAUCGACUCGGUGGUGUAGUUACUCCAGCCAAUGCUGCGUACUCGGCCGCCGAAUUGACCUAUCAACUGAAAGACUCCAAGGCUACUUCUUUGUUCACCUGCGCUCCACUUCUAGAGACAGCAUUGACAGCUGCACAAAAAGCUGGCAUUCCUCCGAACCGCGUGUAUAUUGUCGAUCUGCCUUUGGAAUUUGUAGGCAACGCAAAAGCGCCUUCGCAGUUCAAAACCUUAGAACAUCUUAUCGCGACAGGCAAAUCUUUACCGAAGGUCGAAAAGUUACAAUGGGGACCUGGGCACGGAGCGCGGACGACUGCAUUUGUGUGCUACUCGAGUGGAACAUCAGGCCUCCCGAAAGGGGUGAUGAUAUCACAUCGUAAUGUCAUCGCUAAUUCCAUCCAAAUUUGCACCUUCGAGGAAACGUUUCGCCCAAAGAGUACAGACAAGCCCAAUACCGAAUCCUCACUGUGCCUUCUUCCUCAGAGUCACAUCUAUGCAUUAGUUUACAUGUGCCAUGCUGUACCCUUCAGGGGUGAUGCCCUCAUUGUCCUUCCAAAGUUCGAUAUCAUGACCUUUUUGGAUUCUAUCCAGAGAUUUCACAUCAAUACUCUUUUCUUGGUUCCUCCAAUCAUCAUCACAAUGUUGCGCAAUAAGGACUUGAUGAAGAAAUACGACAUGUCAAGUGUGACUUCCAUUUUCUCUGGAGCCGCGCCUCUCGGAGCUGAAACUGCCAAAGAACUGCAAGGGGUAUUCCCUGACUGGGCAAUUAGGCAGGGAUACGGUCUGACCGAAACUGCCACUGUCGUGUCUGGUACAACGGCUACGGACAUCUGGUUUGGCUCCAGUGGAAAUUUUCUGCCAGGUGUUGAGGCAAGGAUAGUCACCCCAGAUGGCAAGGAAAUUAUUGAAUACGAUACCCCAGGCGAACUCGCAGUCCGAUCACCAAGUGUUGUGCUAGGAUAUUUGAACAAUGAAAAGGCCACAAAGGAGACUUUCCGGGAUGGUUGGAUGUUCACUGGAGAUGAGGCUGUGAUGCGCACCGGUCCUCAAGGAACAGAACACAUGUUCAUCGUGGACCGAAUCAAGGAACUCAUCAAAGUCAAGGGAAACCAAGUUGCACCUGCUGAACUCGAAGCUCACAUCCUCGAACACGAACUUGUCGCGGACUGCGCUGUGAUCGGAAUUCCUGAUGAGGCCGCUGGCGAAGUGCCCAAAGCGUUUGUCGUGAAGUCGCCGCUAGCAACACAAGAUGAUGCUCUCACUAUAACAGCAAUCAAGAAGCAUGUAGAAGAUCACAAAGCGCGACACAAAUGGUUGAAGGGAGGUGUGGAAUUCUUGGACAUCAUCCCCAAGAGCCCUAGUGGUAAGAUCUUGCGACGGUUGCUGAGGGAUCAGGAGAGGGAGGCAAGAAAGAGGGCUGGCAGCAAGCUUUGA
Talaromyces amestolkiae is the source of this 1737-nucleotide messenger RNA. RefSeq lists its product as uncharacterized. The record is from RefSeq and is a predicted model, not a curated record. Lineage: Eukaryota; Fungi; Ascomycota; Eurotiomycetes; Eurotiales; Trichocomaceae. The transcript has 6 exons. The coding region runs from base 1 to 1737 and encodes 578 amino acids. Gene Ontology annotation, molecular function: CoA-ligase activity.